UGAUAUUCUUGUUGAGUACUAAAAGUUGUAGUCGUUCGAACUAGAAAUAAUCUGCAGACACGAGCGGUAACGCCAUACAUAAAGAAAAAAAGUUCGCAGAAAGCGCAGCCCUUAGCCUGAGUCCACUCGAUGCUCCCGAGUUCAGCUCUCUUGCCUCUCGCCGUGCAUACCGAGGUGAAGACAAUGCUUCCCGGAGGAUGCUGGGGGCAUAGCUCCCCCAUCAACCUUCACCUCGGAAUGGAGUCUAUGGGCACAUUCUCUUCUGAUGAUUAAGAGAGGGAGAGAACACUCCAAUGGAUAUCACACAGCAGAUGAUUAUAUAUGUCCGUGAUGGGGAAGAAAUUUCUCUCUUAGAAGCUAUAAAGAAUGGAGGCAACCCCAAGGUCAUCCUUCCAGACAGGGAUGAAGAUGCAGGUGGAGGAACUCUCCUCACGUUAGCAGCUACUUGUGGUCAUCAUCAUCUGAUCUUGCCACUGAUAGAAGCUGGAGUUUCUGUGAACGACACUGGAAACAGAAGUCGCACCCCCCUACAUGAAGGAGCUGCUGCUGGAAAUAUUGAAGUUGUUAGAAAAUUACUCUUUGCAAAGGCUGACAUAGAGGCUGUUAGUCAGAGUGACAAUGGAACUCGUCCAUUACAUCUGGCUGUUCGUGCUGGCCAUGCAGCAGUAGUCUCUUUGCUUUUAAAGGAGGGUGCAGAUGUAGAGGCUCCAGACAACGAUGGUUGGGGUCCACUUCAUGAUGCCAGUUACCAUGGACAUGAAGAAAUAAUAAAGAUUUUGAUUCGUGCUGGUGCUAACACUGAGGCCGAAGCAUAUGGAGGAUGGACGCCUCUACAUCGAGCAUCUCUGUGGGGCCAUAAAGAGGCUGUUCAGGCCUUACUUGAUUUAGGGGCUGAUGUGGAACAUGCUGGUGUUUUCAAAUCUCGUGCGGUUCACUAUGCUGCAAGUCGUGGCCAUAUACAUAUCUUAGAGAUACUCCUUGAACAUGGUGCUGACUUAAAUGCCCUGGAUGCAAACAAAGGAAAUCCUGUACACAGUGCUGCUGGAGGCGGUAGACUUGCCACUGUUGUGUGGUUGGUGGAAAAAAAUGUGCAACAUGAUCUGAAGGACAAGAACUCAAGGACACCUGAAGAUAUGGGACAGCUGUAUGGUUACCAUCAUGUGGCAUACUGGUUGCACAAGCAGAAUACCAGUGAAGAUACUAGAGAGCAUACACAAGUGGAAAUAAGUCGGGAGGAAUAUGAACGAAUUGGAUCCAUAACCCUCAAAUGGGCUAGAGAAGGAAAUUUAUUUUUUAUCACCAAUAACCUACCAGCACGGCCUUAUCGAAUUCAUUACCAAGAUGAAAAUGGAUGGACACCUUUGCAUCAUGCAGCCUUUAAUAACCAGGUGGAUGCAGUAAAAGCUCUCCUGGAGAUGGGUGCCCUUUGCUCAAGUUGCACUCAUGCUCAGGAAACUGCAGCUGAUAUUGCCCAGUCUCAAGGCCAUUCAGAAUUGUCUAAUAUUCUCCAAAUGAGAACCUCAAACUUGCUAAGUAUAAAAACUAGGCUUGAAAGGGUUCAAAUGUAUGGUCGUCUGCUGAGGGAAAUAAGUUGUGCUGAACUUCUCAGUCAUGGAUCUACUAACGACAAGAUAGACAUGCAACAUCGGCACAAUGUUGUAAAAAAUAUAUCUCACCUUAUUGAUAAUGGAUCACCUCUGCAGCCCGUUGGAGGCCACACUGUUGUGGCACUUCAUUUAGCUAUUACCUCAAACUGUACAGAUCUACUACCACUGUUAUUGAGUUCAGGGGCUCCUCUGACUACCACUUCCAGUGGCAUGAGUGUGCUUCAGCUAGCUUGGAUGUGUCCAGAUGUUACCACACACAUUGCAGUCAUGGUGACAAGGAUAGUAAUCCACAAAUUGAAGGAGGAAGCAACACACAUUGGUUCAGAGGAGUUGGCAGAUGAAGAACUCAAGCAUGGUAUAAAUUUAAUGCUGAAAAAGAUGGAAGGGAGUCAACCAUGGUGUGCUGCAUGGCCAUCAAAUGGACGUGAAACUAAGAAACUCACUGACCUGCUUGUUCGUGCCUCCCGAUGGGGAAUACCGUUGACAGCAUCUUUUAUACAGAGAGCUGGUGGUUCUGUAACAUCAUUAGAUGUUACUGGUUCAACUGCACUUCAUUCUGCUCUUGAUAAUGGUCAUAUGAAGACUGCUAAGACUCUGAUUCAACACAUGGGAGCUAAUAUUUUUCUUCAAGAUGCUAAAGGACGCCUUCCAUUUCAUUUAAUGGCAGAAGAAGAUGGGCAAUAUAUGAUGGAGGAAGCCUUGAGCCAUGACUAUCGUAUCCUUGUAUCACUGAGGGAAAAGGCUCGAAGUGAAGAAGAAAAGCAGACAGCAUCAUGUGUCCUUAUCUUGCUGGCCAUUUUGUAUGUGGAGGUUAAUCUUGAGUCUAGAGGAGUAGUAAGAAAUGACUCAUGGAAAGAAGUCUUUGCCUUUACAAUAUCAUUGAUCAAAGGAGAAAAUAGCAAACUCAAAGAUAAUGCUGAUGAGAUUUCAGAUAAUGAAUGGUUGAUUUGUUUACUGGAUGACCUAAAAAAUCAUUUUUACAGUGAAAGUAAGCAGGAAAGUGAACUAAGUGAAAUAGGGCAAAAUAGAGAGGGCAUAAGCACAAUGACUGAUAAAGACAUACAAGAAGAUUUUGAAACAGAAGACAUGUAUUUCUUUUCAGUUAUUGAUGUAAUUAAACAAAGACUCUUGGGUACUAGUGAUGAUAUUAGUCAAUUUGAAUUGGAUGUUGAUAUGAAAAAUCUUUUGUUGAAAGCAGCUUAUAUCAGCUGUGAAUCAUGCUUACCCCUUCUUCUUCACUUACUGUUGACCAUUGGUGGUCUUCAUCCAGACACUAUUUUAGAUCCUUUGUGUGGAUCAACAGCAUUGCAUUUGACUGCUUGGCGUGGACACUUGGGAUUGUGUGAGUAUCUUCUGAGUUGCCAAGCUAGCAACACUGCAUUGGAUCGAGCUUUAAACACUCCAGCCCACCUUACCUACAUGUUUGGACAUUCUGUGGUUGGUGGUUGUCUGUUAGAUGGUGUCCAGGAUUGGAAGAAUAGGGCAGGGAGAACACCCUCAAAAUUGUAUGUGAAUUUUAAGAAAUAUGUUUCCUUAUAUGGUCUUGAUAAGAUAAUUCCAGUUAAGGUUAAUGAACAAAAUAAUUGUGCUGCACUUAUAAAGGCACAUCUUGAGGAGUUCAGAAAGUGUUGGCCAGAUAUUUCAUUGGCAGUGGAAAAACAUCAUAUUGAUUUUACAAAAGGUGAAGCACAACAAAUUAAGGAAAGUGUAUUCAGGAAUCUUCAGAAACUUCUGAGGAAGGUUGGGGAAAUAGACCCACUGUUUGAAGGUGAAGUUAUUAUACUUGGUAGCAGUGCAGAUAACCUUCGAUUGUUUGCACCAGAUGAAUAUGAUUGUAAUAUUGAACUUAAAAACAUCAGUGGUUUCUCUGGAGGAGGACUGAACAUUGAAAUUGUACCAAUUCCUCCAUCAGAUGGAUUUAAAGGCCAUGAGAAAUCUUUGAAAGUAUCUCCAACAAACAAAGAAUUAGAGCAACUUUUCAAAGGAUCAAAUUUUGGGGAAACUUUUGCCAAAUAUUUAAUGCAGUCAUUAGAUAACUUUGACCUUUGUGAUGAUCAGUUAAACCUUUUGCCUCCUACAGUAAGGAAAACACAAGUUGGAGUGAAUAUAUCCUUUUCCUGGGAAGGUGCUGAAUUUCCAUUGCUGUUUAUUAAUGUAGAUUUAGUUCCCACGCUAAAAGCACCCUGGCAUAAAAAUGAACCAAGGCCUUCAUUAACACCUAAAAAUUUAGAUUUGGUACAUGUAAGUCAGACUGGUAAGAAUGAGUGGCGCUACUCAUUUGCUGUGGCAGAAAAUAUGAUAUUAUUUUCCCUAUCUUCUGAUCAACGCAGGGUAUUUCUGGCUUGCAAGCUCAUGAUAACAAAUCUUAAAACUGAGUCUUGGGCACCACGUGACUUAAAAGAGCAGUACACAUAUUGGGUUGGUCAUAGGUUUAAGAUACCUGCCCCAGCUGGCUUCAUAUUGAAAACUGCAUUCAUGAAGGAAAUGGAGGAAAUACAGGAUGAAUCCAUGUGGGGGAAAACUUUUCUUUUUGAGAGAAUGUGCUCAGUCUUUCAGAGAAUGUGUAUAGUAGAUACAGACCCAAAUAGUGGCAAAAGAAAAUACUAUCAUGCCAAGAUGAGUCCAUAUUUUGGGGGAGAUGUUGAAAAGCCCACUGUAGGUCUUAGUGCUCCGGAGAUUUUAAAUUUUCUAGAAUCAUGGUAAUUCACAAAUCACUACCCUUCAAACAAAUGUUGACCCUAUGAAUAUUACAUAGCCAAUUCAUAUUCAUAUGCACAUGUCCACACACACACACACACACACACACACACACACACACACACACACACACACACACACACACACACACACACACACACACA
Messenger RNA from Penaeus chinensis, 4468 nucleotides. RefSeq lists its product as uncharacterized. The transcript has 12 exons. Gene Ontology annotation, molecular function: protein binding. Bases 294 to 4310 code for a protein of 1338 amino acids. NCBI's taxonomy places the organism in Eukaryota, Metazoa, Arthropoda, Malacostraca, Decapoda, Penaeidae. The record is from RefSeq and is a predicted model, not a curated record.